CACUCAUUCUCAACUCUUUCCCUUUGUCAAAACUCUUUGGUUGUUUUGUUUUAUCCCAAAACCAACCAAAAAAUGUCUUUUCCUUCUAUGCUAGUUAUCAUCAUCACUAGUCUUUUGUUUGUUCUAUCUCAUAUUUCAUUUGCAAUAGAUACUAUCACCCAGUCAACUUCAUUUCUUGAUGGCAGCACUUUGGUUUCUAAAGAUGGAAGCUUUGAAUUGGGAUUCUUUGGUAAUUCCUCAAACCGUUAUAUAGGAAUUUGGUAUAAAAAUAUCCCGGUUCGAAGAGUUGUUUGGGUUGCAAAUCGCGAUAAUCCAACCAAAGAUAAUUCGAGCAAGUUGAUCAUAAAUCGAGAUGGAAACCUUUUGCUUCUCAACCACAAUGAAUCUCUUGUUUGGUCAAUAAAUGCAACAAAAAAGAUUUCGAGUCCCGUUUUCCUUCAGCUGUUGGAUAACGGGAAUUUUGUUCUUAGGUAUAAGAAUUCAAAUUCAAAUUCAAAUUCAAAUUCGGAGUCAAAUUUGGGAGGAGAAGAAAAUUUUUUGUGGCAGAGUUUUGAUUAUCCGUGUGAUACAAUAUUAUCAGAAAUGAAAUUUGGAUGGAACAAAAAAACUGGAUUUGAAAAGCGUCUUGCAGCUUGGAGAACCGCGGAUGAUCCAUCUUCGGGUAAUUUAACUAUAACCAUGAUGCAUACCAGCAAUCCCGAAACUAUAAUUUGGAAAGGGUCAACAAAAUAUUAUAGGUCAGGACCAUGGAAUGCUCAAACUAGUGGAGUUGUUGGAUUAAAGACUAAUCCACUUUAUAAUUUUGAGUUUAUCAACAACGAGGACGAGGCGUAUUAUAUGUACACACUAAAAAAUAAAAGUGUGGUCUCAAUAAUGGUUAUCAACCAAACCCUCUCGUCUCGUCAACGUCUCAUUUGGGUUCCCGAGUCAAAAACAUGGAGUAUUUACCAAUCAUUGCCACUUGAUGGUUGUGAUGUUUACAACAUUUGUGGCCCGAACGGACAUUGCAUCAUUGAUGGGUCACCAAUGUGUCAAUGUUUAGACGGAUUUAAGCCGAAAUCUUAUGAACGAUGGAAUGCAAUGAAUUGGACACAAGGAUGCGUGCAGAGUGGAAAUUGGAGUUGUGGAGUUAAAAAUCAAGAUGGGUUUCAUAAAUUUGUAGGGAUGAAGUUUCCGGAUACUACGAAUUCUUGGAUCAAUUUAAACAUGACACUUGAUAAUUGCAAAAUGAAAUGCUUGCAAAAUUGUUCUUGCACUGCUUAUACAUAUUUGGAUCCAACCGGAAAAGUUAGUGGUUGUUCUCUUUGGUUUGAUGAUCUUCUUGAUUUGAGACUUUCACAAAGUAGUGGCCAAGAUUUAUAUGUUCGUACAGAUACUAGUUCAGAAAUUGAUGCUAAACAUGGGCAGAGGAAAAAUGUGAUUUUGGCAGUUUCUAUCCCAAUUUCCAUUGCCCUUUUGAUGCUAUUGGCUCUCUCCUACAUUUAUAUAACCAAAGUAAAACAUAAAGGAAAAAAUCUCAAAGACGGCAACGAAGAUUUUGAGCUUCCUCUAUUUGAUGUAUCCACAAUGCUCAAGGCUACAAAUAACUUCUCAUUCAAUAAUAAACUCGGCGAGGGUGGUUUCGGACCCGUAUAUAAGGGUACAUUGAUAGAUGGACAAAUAAUUGCAGUCAAAAGACUUUCAGGAAAGUCUGAACAAGGGCUGAUAGAAUUUAAAAAUGAAGUCAUAUUGUGUGCCAAAUUGCAACAUCGAAAUCUUGUGAAGGUUAUUGGUUGUUGCAUUGAAGGAGAGGAAAAAAUAUUACUAUAUGAGUACAUGCCUAAAAGAAGUCUUGAUUUAUUUAUUUUUGCAGACUCGGUUCAAAGUAAAUUAUUAAAUUGGUCUAUGCGUUUUAAUAUCUUGAAUGGAAUUGCUCGAGGACUUCAAUAUCUUCAUCAAGAUUCUAGGUUAAGAAUCAUACACAGAGAUUUGAAAGCGAGUAACAUUUUAUUAGAUAAUGAAAUGAACCCAAAAAUUUCAGAUUUUGGCCUAGCUAAAAUGUUCGGAGGUGAUCAAAUCGAAGGAAAGACAAGAAGAAUAAUUGGAACAUAUGGUUACAUGGCGCCUGAGUAUGUCAUUCAUGGAUUAUUCUCCAUAAAAUCCGAUGUAUUUAGCUUUGGCGUGUUAUUGCUAGAAAUAAUAAGUGGGAAGAAAAAUAGAUCACUUACCUAUCAUGAACACGAUCACAAUCUUCUUUGGCAUGUAAGUUUAACACUAAACAAUUCUUUUGCUUUUAUUAACAUACUAAAUAAUAAUUCUGUUAAAUUUUUGAAGGCAUGGAGAUUAUGGAGAGAGGGAGUCCCACAUGAAUUGAUUGAUAAUUGUUUAAAAGACACAUGUGUUCAACAUGAAGCUUUACGAUGCAUUCAAAUAGGUCUUCUAUGUGUGCAACAUAUUCCUGAUUAUAGGCCAAACAUGCCACAUGUGAUUAUGAUGUUAGGUGGUGAAAGUACUUUACCUCAACCAAAGGAACCAGGUUUCUUAAUAGAAAUGAUAUCAAUUGAAGAACAAUCUUUUUCUGAAAGACAAGCAUCUUCCGUGAAUGAAGUAACUCUCUCAAUAAUAAGUUCUAGAUAGAGAAAUUAAUACAUUUUACAUUGUAUAAUGAUUGUGCAACUUGUAUUUUGGAAUUGAAGUAUUAUUUGGUAGACAAUUAAAAUAAUGCACUACAAGGAUAUAUAUUAUGUGUCGUUUUUGUUUUAUGUGAGAUUAUGUAAGAGGUUGAAGAACUUACUAUCAACAUAAAAACUAUCCAAUUUUCACAACCAUUGUUCAUAU
Molecule: messenger RNA, 2817 nt
Organism: Vicia villosa (hairy vetch)
Lineage: Eukaryota; Viridiplantae; Streptophyta; Magnoliopsida; Fabales; Fabaceae
Product: G-type lectin S-receptor-like serine/threonine-protein kinase At4g27290
Exons: 6
Coding region: 73-2616 (847 amino acids)
Biological process (GO): protein phosphorylation; recognition of pollen
Molecular function (GO): protein serine/threonine kinase activity; ATP binding
Source: RefSeq, a predicted model, not a curated record